GGCUUCCACGACUAUCUACUAUAUAUAAAUAGUCCCUUCCUUGAACUUGAAACUCAUAAUUCACUACUAACCACUGCUACUACUUGGUAAUCUCUAAGCCUUAUCUGUAUAUAUUACACGAUGGUUAAACCCUUUUGGAGAAAAGGUACCACCAGCUUGGAGAGAAGUAAGACCAGUCUCACAAAGAAUGAUGGCUUGACAUGGUACAAAGAUCUUGGCCUUCACGCCUUUGGAGAGUUUUCAAUGGCAAUGAUCCAAGCCAACAGUGUGAUGGAGGAUCAGUGCCAGAUAGAAUCAGGGCCGUUGACAUUCAACAACCCUGAAGUUCAAGGCACGUUUGUUGGAGUUUACGAUGGCCAUGGAGGUCCAGAGGCUUCCAGAUUCAUUGCAGACAACAUCUUCCCCAAUUUAAAGAAGUUUGCCACCGAGAGUGGAGAGAUCUCAGAGGAGGUGAUGAGGAACGCAUUUGGAGAGACAGAGGAAGAUUUUCUCAUGGCAGUGAAGAAGCAAUGGCGCAAGAACCCACAGAUGGCAUCAGUGGGGUCAUGUUGCUUGGCAGGAGUGAUAUGCAACGGACUGGUGUAUAUUGCAAACGCAGGAGACUCAAGGGCUGUGCUGGGAAGAUCUGAGAGAGGUGGAGUGAGAGCUGUUCAGUUAUCAGUAGAGCACAACGCCAAUGUAGAGUCUGCGAGGCAAGAGCUAUGGUCGAUGCAUCCCAAUGAUCCCAACAUUCUUGUGAUGAAGCACCGGAUGUGGCGUGUGAAGGGCAUCGUCCAGGUGACAAAAUCCAUAGGUGAUGCAUACCUCAAAAGAGCAGAGUUCAACAGGGAGCCGUUGCUGCCUAAAUACAGAGUAGCAGAACACUUCACCAAGCCUAUCCUUAGCGCUGAUCCAUCAGUCACCGUUACUCAGCUUGAACCAGAAGACGAGUUCAUGAUUCUUGCUUCAGACGGGCUUUGGGAGCAUCUUAGCAACCAGGUAGCUGUUGAUAUUGUACAUAGUUCCGCACGCCAAGGAAUAGCAAGGAGACUACUCAAAGCUGCGUUGAAGGAAGCAGCAAAGAAAAGAGAGAUGAGAUACUCUGACCUAAAAGAGAUCAAUCCUGGUGUUAGAAGACAUUUCCAUGACGAUAUAACCGUUAUUGUGGUCUAUCUCGAGCCUCAAUAAGAGGUGGAUACUCAACGCAUUCUUCAUCAUGAUUGAUCAGACAAUGUGUAAUUCCUUGGGAGUAAAAAUAAAUGUCGGAAGCAGGAGCACGGAAUCACUAGUAGUAUAGCUAGAAUAAUAUUUUAAGUUGCGAGAUCUUCUAAAAUAUGUUCUUUUUCUAAGAAAACAUAUGUUAAAUGUUCCCCUGUAUG
Molecule: messenger RNA, 1358 nt
Organism: Raphanus sativus (radish)
Lineage: Eukaryota; Viridiplantae; Streptophyta; Magnoliopsida; Brassicales; Brassicaceae
Product: probable protein phosphatase 2C 67
Exons: 4
Coding region: 121-1167 (348 amino acids)
Biological process (GO): protein dephosphorylation
Molecular function (GO): protein serine/threonine phosphatase activity; cation binding
Source: RefSeq, a predicted model, not a curated record